Molecule: messenger RNA, 2136 nt
Organism: Hyaena hyaena (striped hyena)
Lineage: Eukaryota; Metazoa; Chordata; Mammalia; Carnivora; Hyaenidae
Gene: SRMS
Product: src-related kinase lacking C-terminal regulatory tyrosine and N-terminal myristylation sites
Biological process (GO): cell surface receptor protein tyrosine kinase signaling pathway; protein phosphorylation; cell differentiation
Cellular component (GO): extrinsic component of cytoplasmic side of plasma membrane
Molecular function (GO): signaling receptor binding; non-membrane spanning protein tyrosine kinase activity; ATP binding
Source: RefSeq, a predicted model, not a curated record
CCUUCCAGUUUCUGUGGGUCGGAGCCCUAAGUCCUGCCUCUGCGGCCCCUUCGCUGCAGGGCCCCGGGUCCAGCGCGGGACGCCCUGGGAGCAUGGAGCCCUUCCUCAGAAAGCGGCUGACCUUCCUGUCCUUCUUCUGGGACAAGACCUGGCCGGUGAGCGCGCCGGACGACGACAACGGCACCCCAGGGCUCCCCGGUCCUGGGGCCCGCGCGGAGCCAGCGCCCCCCGCCGCGGAGCCCUGCGGCUCCCCCGCGCCCGCGCAGCCCUUCAGGGCGCUCCACGACUUCACCGCGCGGUGCGCCGAGGAGCGGAGUGUCAGCCGUGGGGACAGGCUCUAUGGCCUCAAGGAGGAGGGCGACGACAUCUCUGCCCGCAGGCUCUCGGGCCGGCCCAGUGCUGCGCUGGUGCCCAUCACCCACCUGGCCAAGGCCACCCCGGAGACGCUGUCCGACCAGCCCUGGUUCUUCAGCGGCAUCAGCCGCGCGCGGGCCCAGCAGAUGCUCCUGUCUGCGGCCAACGCGCCGGGGGCCUUCCUCAUCCGGCCGAGCGAGAGCAGCCGUGGCGACUACUCGCUAUCAGUCCGGUCCCAGGCCAGAGUGCGCCACUACCGCAUCUCCGCCGCGGCCGACGGUCUCUACCUGCAGAAGGGCCGGCUCUUCCCCAGCCUGGAGUUGCUGCUCGCCUACUACAAGGCCAACUGGAAGCUGAUCCACCACCCGCUGCUGCAGCCCUGUGUGCCCCAGGCAGCAGCAGGCAGAGGCGCCGAGUGCCCCCCACCCCCGCAGCAGCACCCCCCGCUGGACGAGUGGGAGCGGCCUCGCUCCGAGUUUGCCCUGCACAGGAAGCUGGGAGAAGGCCACUUCGGGGAGGUGUGGGAAGGCCUGUGGCUCGGCUCCACUCCGGUGGCAGUCAAGGUCAUCAAGUCAGCCUACGUGCAGCUCACAGACCUCGCCAAGGAGAUCCAGACCCUCAAGAGCCUGAGGCACGAGCGUCUCAUCCGGCUGCACGCAGUGUGCUCGGCCGGCGAGCCCGUGUACAUCGUCACCGAGCUCAUGCGCAAGGGCAAUCUGCAGGCCUUCCUGGGCAGCCCCGAGGGGCGGGCCCUGGGCCUGCCUCUCCUUCUGAGCUUUGCCUGCCAGGUAGCCGAGGGCAUGAGCUACCUGGAGGAGAGGCGCAUUGUGCACCGCGGCCUGGCCGCCAGGAACGUGCUUGUGGGUGAUGACCUGGCGUGCAAGGUGGCCGACUUUGGCCUGGCCCGGCUGCUCAAGGAGGACAUCUACUCCCCAGGCAGAGGCUCCAAGAUCCCUGUCAAGUGGACGGCGCCCGAGGCAGCCAACUACCGUGUCUACUCCCAGAAGUCGGACGUCUGGUCCUUCGGAGUCCUGCUCUAUGAGGUCCUCACCUACGGCCAGUGUCCCUACGAAGGACUGAGCAACCACGAGACCCUGCAGCAGGUCACUCGGGGGUAGCGGCUGCCACGCCCGGCGCCCCGCCCGGCUGAGGUCUACGCCCUCAUGCUGGGGUGCUGGGGGAGGGGCCCCGAGGAGCGGCCCGCCUUCGCCACGCUGCAAGAGCCGCUGAGUGCAGCCCGCAGGCGCCUCCACUCCGCCCUCACGUGACCUGGGGCACUGGAUGGGGGGCUUGGGCCGCUCCUCCCUGCCCGGCGCGUCCCUGCAGGAUGGCACUGGCCACCAACACACACAGGGGUGCCGGCGGCCUGGAACCACCUCUGGCCGAGCACCUCACGGCCUGACGCGCGCUGACCCGUCCCGUGCUGUGGGCGGCAGACCCGUGCAGGCACCUUCUCUGACAGGAGGGUGUGAUGGCCUUGGCGCCGCGUGGCCUGGUGUCCCCGCCAAGGGAAGAACUCGGGAUGGAAGUCCAGGUGGGGCGCUCGGCCGGACGGAGGAGCCGCGAGCCGGGCCCCUGCCCGUCCACGCUGCGCCGGACGCCUCCUCUCCCUCCCAGGGUCCAGAGCCAGAGGCCCGGCUCCCCAGUGUUCUGCAAGGUCCCCCUGUGGCCGACGGCUGGGCUCGCGGGCAGACCCCAGGCACUGGGCGCACAUGGCACACGCACAGACCCGUGCACACGGGAAGGCAGCAUCCACGCAAUAAAUACACGCUGACUGACUCA